This is a messenger RNA of Rhagoletis zephyria (snowberry fruit fly), 3660 nucleotides long. RefSeq lists its product as uncharacterized. NCBI's taxonomy places the organism in Eukaryota, Metazoa, Arthropoda, Insecta, Diptera, Tephritidae. The record is from RefSeq and is a predicted model, not a curated record.
AACGUCAGCUUUCUCGACCCCGAUAGGACCUGAGCGUUUCCUUGCGGUGUUGUUACAGCACGAUAAAGGAAGUGCUCACGAAGGGUUUCGUCAAGCUGAGGGUUUACUAGGGGGGUAUAAUCUAAAGAGGUAGAGGCGUAUGAUUUUUACAGGUAUUUUGUGGGGUCAUUGUAAGUUAAGAGGCCACUUGCAUAAGCUGGGAAUCUUGUCAAGAAAUCUAUUUAUGUCGCUUUUGUGACUCCGCGAAAGGGACACCAUUGCAUCUCUACUUGGAGUGUGAAACCAUUUCACGGAGAAGGAAGAGAUGCAUAGGACAUCUAUGGCUAAGAGAAGUACAUACACACUCACUACCGACGGGAUCUAUUCCUAAAAUGUAUAGUCUUUAGGACUCGAUGCAAUGUUGUGCUCGGCUGAGGGCGCAAUAGGCCUACUGGUCGCGGUACUUUUCCUAUUUUUUUUUCCAUCUAUCUAAAGAAACAUCAAAGCCGCGCACGAAAUCUGCGUUGUAAGUUUGUAAGCAAUACUUGGGGGUCAUGGGGAAUAAAUCGAAGUUCAUGGGUUUUAAAGCUUUCAUUUUGAUGGCUCCACGGUUUACGAAAUUUUGAAGCUUUUUUGACUGGAAAACUUGGAAUUGAAUGUCAACAAGUAUAAAGGACAUCCUUUCCGCAACUGUCGCAUAAGUCUUGAGCCGGUUUCUUAAAUGAAUAUACUGUCAAAAUACUCGUAGUACUUCAAAUUGCACCACAGGAGCUGUACAAGCGAGAAUAACCAGGCACAGUUCAAACAUUUUUGGAUGUCCACUGCAAUCUUUCAAGCUAAGACAUUUUAGUAGAACAGGCGAAAAGUGAACGACAUCAGGCGCCACUCUCUCUGAUAACAAAACGACCAUCAACCAAUAGAGAGCGUGGAAAGUGAAUAUAUGUAUGUAUUUCCAUGCAUACAUAUGUAGCUAAUUCUUUUCUUUUAAAACGACAUUUUUUAAGAACGUCCAAAUAUGGAUUAUAGAUAUUUUCUGAUUGCAUUCAUCUUGAAUGUUAAUCCCACACUAUCGGAUAGUGGUGAUGCUUCCAUCAUUACGCAGACUGUUUAUGGCUUUUUGGAUUUUACAACAACGAUAGGCAAUACAGUAAUGGUAUUUUCGCCACAAAGUGCUCCAUCAAUUGAUAAAAUUGACAUACCUACUAAUAUUAUCGAAACUAAGCCUUUUAUUGCAAAACCGUCGGAAGACGAAAGUAUUAAGCCUACGAAAGCAACGAACUCCGUUAAGAUACCGACUAGCAAACCGUUGGAGAAAAAGAACUUAAAAUCCAAUAUUGUUGAGGCUCAAAAGAAUAAAAACAACAAUAAUAGUAUUAUUAAUAAAGUUACAGCGAGUAGCUCAGUAGUUGUUGCUGCACAAACGCCACAAACGCCACAAACGCCACCAACACCAACUGAACCCGUCGAUGAGACACCAACUCUUCAAAUAGAAAACAAUGUCUACGAAUAUGAUUUGCUCUCACGCCAACCAGCCGAAUAUGCCGAAGAAACCUAUCGUGUUAUAAACAACAAAGCUUCAGAUAAACCGCGAAACAGACACAACCAGCGGCGGACCCAUGACAUAUCAUCCGAAGCCACUGUGGCGCAUGAAACACCAGCAAAUAGAUUAAAAGCUAGUCAGGCACCGGAAAAUAAACCACACUCGCCUGUCGCUGCACCUAAAGGAAAAAAACCGAAAAUAAGAUCAACAGCACCGCUGCGCGUACUGAAGACUACAUCACCUACGUUACCUAAGUCAAGUAAUAGCCCUCAAGAACAGAAAAAUAAUCGGCUAUCCGGAUCGAAUAGUAGGCAGAAUGGCAAGAGCAAUCGCAACCAUGGAAACGAGCAUGAACAUGUAUCUAUAACCGAAUCUGUGGUUGAAACGUCACAAGUUAGCCAAAGUCAUAAAAAAAAUUCGCCACGGAGUAAGCCUAAAAGGAAAAGCAAAAAUAAUAGGUCAUCAGCUGCGCACAAAAGUGGUGCAAUUAUUUUGGCAUCCUCAGCCGAACCGGCACGCAAGACAUUCCGCUCAAAAGUGAGACCCUCAAAUGUAGAAACACAAGUUUCGACAAGCGUUUACAUGUUCAAAUUGAAUCGUACGCCCGGCAGAUGGCAGUACACAACAACACCAAAACCGAGAAUAUCAAUACGAAAGAGUACCGAAGGGAAUACCACCAAAGUCGUAGAUGCUUUUGCUGGCAAUCCCAGCUUAAAUAUAAUAUCAGAAAAUUCUGAUUUGGAGUCUUCUGGUUCGCAAAAUGGUGCUGUCGUCAAUAAUAUUGAUCAAGGUGGCAAUUAUCAGGAUCUCGUGGAGACCUUGAAUGUGGAAAUUUCAACGCCAGCCGACUUCAAGGAUACUUACUAUGAGUUGGCGACUAUCAAAACGCCAUACGCUUUUCAGGUCGGUGGUUUGAAAAAGACCCGCUUCAUAACUGUCACUUCAACAAUAGAGAAGACGUUAACGCCCGAUCCAACUGAAGUACAAAUACUAGAUGGACCUCUAACCGAAAACAUUUUAGCAACGUCAACACCAGAGCCGAACUUUAUGCGCGACCCUAGCGUCACAACUCUCAAAGCUUUACACAUUUCAGAGAAUACAGAAACACCGAGUUUGGAAACGGUGGUCGACUCGUUUAGCACAACCUUGAAGAAGUUACGCACGCAAGUUUUACCCAUUGUAUAUGAUGUCAACAAUGAGACAUCGUAUAUAACACUCAGACAAACCUAUGACAUCACAAGUCUUCUAACAGUGACGAAAACACUGUCACCUUUGGAGACGGAUAUACCGUUGAGGAGCUUUACCGAUUUUGGUGCUAAUCUAGAUGAGGCUGGCUCGGAAAUAAAUCUAGAAUUAGAGUUUGGCGAUGAGGAUAAUACAGAAAGUUCCAAAGAUGAUAAGCCAACUCGGGUCAAAUUAUCAGAUAUAGCUGAUCUCUUCGGCAAAUCGUCAAACCUUACUGCCGAGGAAAUUCAAAGGAUAGCGCUUUGGAAAUUGCAAAGUUCACAACAACAACUUCCCUCACUGAAUAUGCCCAGCAUUCCAGCGUUUACACCUGAGAGCACACUACCAUUCCCCUCCAUUGCGCCCUCUAUUAAUCCUUUCCUGUUGCCAUUGCAGCAAUUCCAGACGGUAACUUCGAGUUUUGUCCACGAAACGAUUGCCACUCAAACAAAUAGUAAAGUUUUAAAAUUAACCUUUGGCGCACGAACGGCCUACACCACAAUUUUCUCGAGCGCAGUUGUGCCGACGCGUGCCACCAGUUAUAUCACCACAACCAUUCCAGUUCAAGCGACACCACCCGCAUUUCCCGGAUACUUUCCACCACCGUAUCCCCAAUAUUAUCUCGGAUAAGUUUAGAGAUACAAUUGCUAGCGGGAUUCGUGGGCCCGUUUGUAUUGUUGUAUGUAUGUAUAUAGUGUUAGCAUCAUUAUUUUGUUUUCAUUUGGUCCCUUAUAAAAAUCCUAUUAAAUACUCGUUCAUUCCUUCACAAACAAAUCGAAUUUAGAAAAUAUGAGAUUAUUUGUAUAAAAAAAAAUUUUGCGUAGAUAUGUAUUUCAUAAUAAAAAUUACAUCAAUUCGUUUCAUAAUAAAAAUUCAUCCUUGCGUGUAAAAGAGCGCGCGGGAGUUUUAAAUUUUUA